Saitoella complicata NRRL Y-17804 is the source of this 673-nucleotide messenger RNA. Its product is annotated as protein-tyrosine phosphatase. Gene Ontology annotation, cellular component: cytoplasm. NCBI's taxonomy places the organism in Eukaryota, Fungi, Ascomycota, Saitoellomycetes, Saitoellales, Saitoellaceae. The record is from RefSeq and is a predicted model, not a curated record. Bases 40 to 522 code for a protein of 160 amino acids. The transcript is spliced from 4 exons. Gene Ontology annotation, molecular function: inositol diphosphate tetrakisphosphate diphosphatase activity; phosphatase activity.
CGACGGCCGGGGGACCAACCUCCAUCGAUCUCGGUCAACAUGAACAUGACCGUGGACAACGUCCUUGUUCCGCCCAUAUCCUUUGCCAUGGUAGCACCAGGCGUCUAUAGAAGUGGACACCCUCUACGACUCAACUUCAAAUUUCUGGAGAAGAGGAAGUUCAAGACAAUCAUUUACAUCGCAGACCAAGACUACGACCCCGAAACCAUCGCCUUCUGCACCACACACAACAUAACCCUCCACCUAAACCCCCUGCCCCCCACAAAAGAACCCUUCCAAACCCUGUCCUCCUCCUCCAACUCCACCCAUUCCAUCACCCACGCCCUCUCCCUCCUCCUCGACACCCGCAACCACCCCGUCCUCAUCCACAGCAACAAAGGUAAACAUCGCGUCGGUGUCGUGGUUGCGUGUUUGCGGAAACUGCAGGGGUGGAGUCUGGCGAGUGUGUUUGAUGAGUAUGCGAGGUUUGCGGGGGGGAGUAAGGGGGAGGUGGAGGUGGAGUAUAAGCCUGAAUGGUUAUGAGGAAUGGGGGGAGUCAUCAUUAUGGGAAUGCAGACACUUGUGGGACGGACGGACUGGGGCAUCAGGCAUGGCCAGACACCGUGGCCAGCAAGCAGAUGGCAGGCAGGACACAACUAAGGUAUACGAAACUCAAGCUCGCGAAUGUUUUGCU